GCAUGCUGGGUCUUGUAGUCUGUUUCCCGAUCUGCAGGACUAGGCUCUAGAGCUCCUGAGUCGGCCGGCGCAGGAUGUGAGCUCACAGCCGAGAUUGCAGCUAGCCAGCCGCAGGCCAGAGGCUGCACGGAGUCCGCUUGCCACCGUGGAAGACAGGGUGUCUCUGUGGAGCCUGGCUGUCCUGGACUUGCUUUGUAGACCAAGAAGGCUUCAAAUUCACAGAUACCUGCCUCUGGCUCCCAAGUUCUGGGAUUAAAGGCACUGAGAGUAUGAGGCCCUGGCCUCUGCGGGCCACUCACUUCUGACCACUUCCACCACGGCAGAGCCUUCUAAGCCUUCCUCCUGCCGUGUGGUGAUCUACCUGCAGCGGGAGAUGUCAGGGGACACCUGUCUGUGCCCAGCCUCAGGGGCCAAGCCCAAGAUCAGUGGCUUCAAGGGAGGUGGGCUGGGCGACAAGUACGUGCAGCUCAAUGUGGGAGGCUCCCUGUACUACACCACAGUGCGGGCCCUCACCCGGCACGACACCAUGCUCAAGGCCAUGUUCAGUGGGCGGAUGGAGGUGCUGACCGACAAAGAAGGCUGGAUCCUCAUAGACCGAUGUGGAAAGCACUUUGGCACCAUCUUGAAUUACCUCCGAGAUGACACCAUCACCCUCCCUCAAAGCCGGCAAGAAAUCCAGGAAUUGAUGGCUGAAGCAAAAUAUUACCUCAUUCAAGGGCUGGUGGCCAUGUGCCAGACUGCCCUGCAGGACAAGAAAGACUCCUACCAGCCUGUGUGCAACAUCCCUAUCAUCACGUCCCUGAGGGAGGAGGACAGGCUCAUUGAAGCCUCCACUAAGCCUGUGGUGAAGCUGCUGUACAACAGGAGCAAUAACAAGUACUCCUACACCAGCAACUCUGAUGAUCACCUGCUGAAAAACAUUGAACUGUUUGACAAGCUGUCCCUGCGCUUCAAUGGUCGCGUGCUCUUCAUCAAGGAUGUCAUUGGUGAUGAGAUCUGCUGCUGGUCUUUCUAUGGCCAGGGUCGUAAGCUGGCAGAGGUGUGCUGCACCUCCAUUGUGUAUGCCACAGAGAAGAAGCAGACGAAGGUGGAAUUCCCAGAGGCCAGAAUCUAUGAGGAAACACUCAAUGUCCUUCUCUAUGAGACCCCUCGAGUCCCAGACAAUUCCUUGCUGGAGGCCACAAGCCGGAGCCGCAGCCAGGCUUCCCCCAGUGAAGAUGAGGACACCUUUGAACUACGGGACCGAGUCCGUCGCAUUCACGUCAAGCGCUAUAGCACUUAUGACGACCGGCAGCUCGGACAUCAGUCUGCUCAUCGUGACUAAUAAGACCCUUAGGAAAUCAGGGCACAAGAAGUCCUGACGGCCACCCUAUAGAGCUCCUGCUAGCUGGGAGCCUGCUAAAAUUUUAAACAGCCCUGUUUGGGAGGUGAGGGAGCUGGGAGAGGAAAGGCCACUGGCUUGCCUGGCCCCCUCCCCCAGCACCUCCAGAUGCCACCCCACUUCCUGCCAACAGGGAGCUACUUCUGCUUAGGGUGAGUGCACUGACUUCCCACCUCCUGCCAGGAAGACUCCCUGGGCUCUUGGCUGAGUGCCAUUCUGAAGAGCUUCUUUAGUUCCUCAGCUGAGGCCAACAGGAACAGCUCUGUUCUAGGGGAAAGGAGGCUUCUGGUGCUGUGAGAACCCAUUUUGAACAGAAAAGGCAGCCUUUUUUUCCUAAGGUGUUUAAACAUUGAUAUAACUUGGAUUUUUGUUUGUUUUUAAAUCUAGAUGUUAGCAUGGUGGCUGUGCCUAUAAUCCCAUCCAUGGAGAGGCCGAGGUGGGAUAACAAGUUCUAGGCUAGCCUGGACAACAUAGCAAGACCCUCAAUAUAAAAUUUUAAAAGGAGGGCUAGUGGCAUAGCUCAGUGUUAGAAUACUUCUACCUAGCAAGAUUAAGGUGCCAGGUUCAAUCCACAUGCCAUGCUCACUAAGUGUCUACGAAGUGACAGGUUUCUAGUCUGAGGGAAAGGCUAGACUAAGCAUUCCCCUGCAGAAUUCCAGGACCCCACCUAAUAGACGCACACACGCACGCGUGCACAUGUACACACACAAACACACACACUCAUUCCACCCUUUACAAAAUCCUAGGACCCAUCUUUAAAGCACUUUGUAUGUCUAUUAUUCAGGAGAAUCUAUUCUGCCUUGACCCAAAGCUUUUUCUGACACUGAUCCUCUCUUACAAAAUCUGAAGGAAAGGCUGAGACAGGAGGAUCACAAGUUUGAGACCAGCCUGUGCUAUGUAGUUAAAGUUCCAGGCCAGCUACAUAGACUUUGUCUCCAAAAAAAAAAAAAAAAGGUAACUAGACUGACCAGCUUUGGCUUGUCAGCCUGACUAGCCCAAGAAUGCCAAGAGGGAAAGGAUAUUUAAGUUGAAAAUGGUUUUAAUAGCAUCCUGUGGGGAAAGAUAGCUCACCCCUACAUUGUAGGGUCACAUCACAGAAUUCUUUGGUUUGAGCCUCAUUCUUGGGUAUGCUCAGCUCUAAGACAUGCUGUCCCCACAAACCAUAAAGCUAAAAGCUGUGAUGCAGGCCAGAAAGAAGCGGCAGCAUAAGGCUAUGGAGCUCUCAGCUGAAGCCAGCCAACUCCUGGAGCCCCAUGCUGCCAGCAGUGUCCACAGAUGGGGUGCAGCCCCUGACACCAUGUCUCAGCUUAUGUUCUGGCUCUGGGUAGUGGUUCUCCCCAGUGAUGAAUCUCCACUAUGUAGUAACUAGGACAACCUAAGCCUUUGGAAGACUUAAGUCACUGACCAUGGAGGUACUAAGAUCUAGACCUGGUGUACCCUUCUUUGUUGGGAUUGGCUCUCUUAACUGGAUUUUUUCCAGAGGAAUGUUGUCACUGGAGGGGGCUGUUUGUAAGGAAGUGUGUGGCCAUCAGCAGUGCUCAAGAAGGGACACAGAAUGUCAGGUGCAUCUCUUGACCACUCUUAUGAUUGCCACAUGGGCAUACAUAACUCACCUCUUAGAAACUACAGGCAGAUGCCAAGCCCAGGGUUGGGCUCUCACAAGGAUCUGACCUGACACGACAGAGCAGGGGAAAUGGGAAAUGUGACUUAGUAAUCAGGCAUGUUGUGUUAAUCACAAUCUUGAAUGUAUAAAUAGCUCUAAGAUGCUUGGGCCAGGCACCUUAGUGAUGAGCAGCUACUAGUUCUUCCAGACCUCACUGGAACUGAGAUGACAAUCCAGCAUUUUUGGCCAAAUAUAGGCUUUGACUCUGAAUCUUUCCCACAGACUUUGGAAUGUUACAGUGUGAAGCCACCAAUCUGUUUUCUCAGCUGUCCCCAAGAAGCCCUUUAAUAUUCAGAUUCCCAGCUCCCUGCUGUGUUUCCAGUUUGCCUCUUUACCUCCACACUCCCUUUAGCCUCUAUGUGGUGCUUUGACAUCCAUAUGCUCUGCUGUUCAGUGCUGUCUAGUCGUUGGGCUGAGAAAACACAGCAGCAGGAGUCCCAGGUUGGGCAUUCAUCUUUGAAAAUUCCUCCUCGGUUUAAGGAAAACACUAAUACUGAAGCGAUGUGGACUUGUGGCUUAGGGGGGGUCUGUGAGAUUUCCCAGGCUGUCCUAAAGGCUGUCAGUAUGGGUUUUGUGAUCACAGGCAGCCCAAGGGAUGUAAGAACAGAACAUGAUGAGGGUCAGACUGGAUGCUGCUAACAAACACCAGCCGUGUGCUCUGUUGAGCCUGGGACGUGGGACUGGUUGGCCUUAAGGGUAACACAGGUUCUGGCACGAAAGAAUACUACACACCUGCAAUCUUGGUUGCUUACCCUAAGUGACAGAAGUAAACACUAACUUCUAAUAAAACUGUAUUCCACUGCA
Apodemus sylvaticus (European woodmouse) is the source of this 3848-nucleotide messenger RNA. It is a transcript of the gene Tnfaip1, whose product is annotated as TNF alpha induced protein 1. The coding region runs from base 374 to 1324 and encodes 316 amino acids. The transcript is spliced from 8 exons. The record is from RefSeq and is a predicted model, not a curated record. NCBI's taxonomy places the organism in Eukaryota, Metazoa, Chordata, Mammalia, Rodentia, Muridae. Gene Ontology annotation, molecular function: protein binding; ubiquitin-protein transferase activity. Gene Ontology annotation, cellular component: Cul3-RING ubiquitin ligase complex. Gene Ontology annotation, biological process: protein ubiquitination; protein homooligomerization; proteasome-mediated ubiquitin-dependent protein catabolic process.